AUGGCUUCCUCCACCAUCCUCCCCUACUCCUCCACCCACUACAACACCCUCCCCGAAUUCUUCACCGCCAAAGAAACUUUCAAAGCCAAAAACGCCUCCAAGACCAUCGACAUCACCCUCGCCUCCCUCUUCCUCCGCCACAAAGUCCACCACAACCUCGGCGUCCAAAUGCUCCACACCCACUUCACCAUCGGCGACGACGAGCGCCUCGUCGGCAUCGGCGCCGUCGCCGUUCCCAUCGAACUCGACAUCAUCGUUGGCUCUGCUAUCAAGCCUCUCGUCUACCGCUUUGUCCCCACUGGUGUCGCGGUGUGCGAAUGGACUCAGGGAAAUGAUGCUAACGAGGUUGAUCUGUCCUCGCCCCAGUAUGCAGCUUUCAUGGCGGAGCUGCGCAUUGUUCUCGAUGAGGCGGGUCUCAUCGAUGUUCUUGGCAUCUUCGUUCGCCAGCCUGGAGACGGCAAGAUGAAGGGCGUGGAAUUCACUGCUGGACGCGCUAAUAUCACGCUCCACAAGGAUGAGCCCACCGAGGGCGGCAACAGCGUCGAGGCUUCUUGGGUAUUCAUGGAGAAGACUGUUCAGCCAGGAGAUGCAACCACCCGCACCAUGUCCGCCUGCAACUCAUGGUGUCAACCAUUCGUCGGCAACCACUCCUCCCGCCACAAAGAAAAAGGCGGCCGCUACUCUCUCGAUCGCGAGACCCAAGGAGCGAGUCUCAAAGACCCAAACCCACCCGUCGAGCUCGCCGCCCCAAUCGACACCAGUGACGCCAUCACUGCCACCGAGGUCAUGGCAGCCCGUAAGUCCUGGUCCCAGGAGUUCGUCGGUAAUCACUCCUCCCGCCACCAGGAAAAGGGAGGCCGCUCUGCUCUCGAGGCCGAGAUGCAGGGCGAUCUGGACGAGGAUGAGGAUGAGGAUGAGGAACUUGUGGAGCCGGUCACGCAGGUGAUGGCUGUGUGCACUGCGUGGUGUCGGGAGUUUGUGGGGAAUCACUCUUCGAGACAUAAGGAGAAGGGUGGCUAA
Molecule: messenger RNA, 1020 nt
Organism: Pseudogymnoascus verrucosus
Lineage: Eukaryota; Fungi; Ascomycota; Leotiomycetes; Thelebolales; Thelebolaceae
Exons: 2
Coding region: 1-1020 (339 amino acids)
Source: RefSeq, a predicted model, not a curated record